Molecule: messenger RNA, 843 nt
Organism: Thyridium curvatum
Lineage: Eukaryota; Fungi; Ascomycota; Sordariomycetes; Thyridiales; Thyridiaceae
Exons: 2
Coding region: 1-843 (280 amino acids)
Molecular function (GO): DNA binding
Source: RefSeq, a predicted model, not a curated record
AUGUAUAAGUUCUCAUCCUUCUUCUCCUCUCCUUCCUCCCGACCUGCAGCGACUUCUCCCUCUGGCGACAAGAGUAGUAGUAGUAGCAGCACCAACAAGCAGAAAACUCCACGAGAGACAGCAAGGCAGGAGCAGCAGCACGGCGAUAGCAGCAGCAUCACCGCCACCGCGGCAACCACCCGCAGCCGUCGCGUCGCCAGCAGAGCUAGACCACCGCACGCGUCGUCGUCGCCGCAAGGCAACGUCACUACCGCUCCCGCUCCCGCUACUACCAGAAGAAGCAGAACGAGAAGAAGAGAGAUGGCGCCCCGCCGCUCGACCGCGGCCAAGGCCGAGGACAAGGCCGCCGCCGCCGCCGCCGUGCCCGACACCAAGCCGGCCAAGGAGGCCGAGGCCAAGGUCACCAAGCGCGGCCGCGGCCGGCCCCCCAUGGACCCUUCGCUGCGCAAGACCAAGCCCUACGUGCCGACGGGCCGCCCGCGCGGCCGCCCGCCCAUGGACCCUUCGCAGCGCAAGACCAAGCCCUACGUCCCCACGGGCCGCCCGCGCGGCGGGCCCGGCCGGCCCCCCAAGAAGGGCCGCGGCGCCGCUGCUGCUGCUGCCAAGGCCGCCGGCUCCAAGGCCGCUGCCAAGGGUGCUACUACUACCGGCAGGGGUCGCGGACGGCCUCCCAAGGCCGCAGCUGCUGAGGAGGUGAAGGCUGUCGAGGAGGAGGAGGAGGAGGAUGAGGAGGAUGAUGAUGAAGAAGAGAAGGAGGAGGAGGAUGCCGAGGAGGAAGAUGAUGAGGAUGCCAAGGGUGAGGACGACGACGAGGAUGAGGAUGAGGAUGAGGACGAGGAUUAA